Messenger RNA from Pseudozyma flocculosa PF-1, 1164 nucleotides. RefSeq lists its product as uncharacterized. Bases 1 to 1164 code for a protein of 387 amino acids. The record is from RefSeq and is a predicted model, not a curated record. Gene Ontology annotation, molecular function: oxidoreductase activity, acting on the CH-CH group of donors. The transcript has 2 exons. Gene Ontology annotation, biological process: lipid metabolic process. Lineage: Eukaryota; Fungi; Basidiomycota; Ustilaginomycetes; Ustilaginales; Ustilaginaceae.
AUGGCCAUCUUUGCGGGCCUCCUCGACUUCCUCGGCCUCAACGCCGUCGGAGCUCCCCCCUUUUCGCCAGCCAGUUUCUACUCGCUCGUCCUCUUCAGCUUCAAGACCUGGCCCUUCCUCUCGCCCCUCCUCUCCAAGAUCAACGCCCCCCACGGCCGCUUCAGCUUCGACAGCAUCCUCAACGUCAACGGAAACCUGGCCUGGUUCCUCAUGGAGAUCCCCAGCCCCCUCAUGUUCCUCGCCGCCGUAUCCUCGCCCCCGCUCUCUCACGAGGUCAGGAUCGCCACCGACUCGACUUGGCCCUCGCUCCCGUCCCUGCUCUCGCCCUCGCUGCGCGGCUUCCUCUCGCUCCCCUCGGCCAACCAGGUCCUCGCCCUCCUCUACCUCACCCACUACCUCCACCGUGCCGUCCUCUCGCCCCUCCGCUCGCCCCGCCGCUCCGCCAUGCACAUCUCGGUGCCCCUCUUUGCCAUCGUAUUCAACCUCAUCAACGGCUUCCUCAUGGGCAGCUGGAUCGGCGGACGUAGCCCUUGGUCCGCCCUGCCCACCGCGGCCAGCGCCUCGGCCGUCGCCGCAGCAUCGCACCUCCCCGACGCCGUCACCAGGAGCGCCCUCUUCUCCAAGCUCAGCGGCUCGCUCGCAAAGCCACAGGCGCUCGACGGACUCGCCUUUUCUGCCCCAGGACUGAUCCCGUCGAGCGUGUGGAGCAGCCCCCUGUGGUACCUCGGCCUGGCGGGCUGGGCCAUCGGCUUCGCAAGCAACGUGUGGCACGACGAGAUCCUCCUCAACCUGCGCAGGCCCAAGGCAGGAGACAAGCAGGAAAAGGGCGACGAGAAGGCGGGCAAGCCAAAGUACGAGGUGCCUUACGGAGGCCUCUACCGCUUCAUCAGCUAUCCGAAUUACGCGAGCGAGUGGUUCGAGUGGUUCAGCUACUCGCUGGCGGCCAUCCACGCGCUGCCUCUCUUUUCGACGGCGUCGCUCUCGACGGCGGCCGGGCUCAAGGACCUUGUCGCGACGCUCACCUCGAUCCCGCCGUUCCUUUUCGCGCUGGUCGAGGUGAGCGUGAUGCUGCCCCGCGCCGUCAACGGCCACAAGUGGUACCAGAAGACGUUUGGCGAGCGGUACCCGCGCGAGCGCAAGGCUGUCAUCGCCUUCGUCCUUUAG